CAAGAAGCUAUGGCAUUCUAAUACUUAACAAGGCCUAAGAAAACAAGAACAUUCUCUCUCUCUCUCUCUCUCUCUCACAGAGUGAGUUUUUGUGUUUGUGUGCGCGCGAAUUGUAGAAAAACUACGGUGAAGAGUCUAAGGAUGUCAUCAGAAACAAGGCCUCCUGUACCACCUUUGCAAUUCCGUAGGCACUCAAGUAGUCAUGAAAGCAAGAAUUUGAACUCACUGUCUAGCAGCCUGUUACCAGCUUUUGGAACAGUCGUGGAUGAAGGAUACUUGCAGCUCAAGAAAUAUGUUAUUGCUCCCUACGAUCGUAGAUACAGGUGGUGGCAGACAUUUUUGGUGGUGUUAGUCAUAUACUCAGCAUGGGCAUCACCUUUUGAGCUAGCUUUCAGAAAAGUCGCAACUGGCUCACUCAUGCCCGUGGAUUUAGUCGUAGAUGCUUUCUUUGCCACUGAUAUAGUCAUAAAUUUCUUUGUGGCUUACUUGGAUAAGUCAACUUAUCUCCUUGUAGAUGAUCACAAGAAGAUCGCCCUAAGAUACGUCAGAAAAUUAUGGCUCCCCAUGGACAUAGCCUCAACCCUGCCCUUUCCGUUACUAUACAGAAUCUUCACCGGCAGAAUGCAUUAUGGUGAGUUCUUUGGCUUCCUCAACAUGCUUCGCCUCUGGCGACUUCGGCGUGUCAGUGAACUCUUCACAAGGCUAGAGAAAGAUACACGUUUUAGCUACUUUUGGACAAGAUACUGUAAGCUGAUAUGUGUAACACUAUUCGCAGUGCACUCUGCUGGGUGCUUCUAUUACUGGCUUGCCAUCCAUCAUCAAUCAUUAAAGAAUACAUGGAUUGGAACAGAGGUCCAGGAUUUUGAACAAAAGAGCAUCUGGGUGGGCUACACCUAUUCCAUGUACUGGUCCCUUGUCACCCUCAGCACAGUUGGCUAUGGAGACCUUCAUGCAGUGAAUACAGCGGAGAAGAUUUUUAAUAUGUUUUACAUGCUAUUCAACAUAGGCCUCACAGCUUAUCUGAUUGGCAAUAUGACAAAUCUCAUCGUCCACAGUGCUGCCCGAACGUUUGCCAUGAGAGAUGCCAUCAAUGAGUUAUUGCAAUAUGCAAGCAAGAGUAGACUCCCAGAAAAUCUGAGAGAGCAAAUGCUGGCACACAUGCAACUAAAAUUCAAGACAGCGGAGCUAAAGCAGGAAGAAGUGCUAGGGGACCUGCCCAAGGCAAUAAGAUCCAGCAUUGCCCAGCAUCUUUUCCGCAGAACUGUUGAAAAUGUGUACCUAUUCAAUGGAGUCUCAGACGACCUCAUUAUACAGUUGGUGUCAGAGAUGAAAGCAGAAUAUUUCCCACCUAAAGUGGAUAUUAUCUUACAAAAUGAAAUACCAACAGAUUUCUACAUCUUAGUAUCAGGAGCAGUGGACAUGCUGACACACAAGAAUGGAAUGGAGCAGUUUUUGUCAAUACUAGGAUCGGCAGACAUGGCAGGAGAAAUUGGGGUAAUUUUCAACAUCCCACAACCGUUUACAGUGCGAACUAGGAGGCUGUCUCAGGUCAUUAGAAUCAGUCAUCAUGAUUUCAAGCAAUUGGUGCAGCCACAUAAUGAAGAUGGAAAGAAAAUUAUCUCAAACUUCAUUCAGAAUUUGGGGGGUUUGAAAAAAGAGGUGCUACAGGAAAUACCAUAUCUAACAGAAUUGCUGGGUGACAUGACAACAGAGCAUACAGCACCAAAUGAGGGCAAUGAAAAUCUUGAACAAUUGAGUAAUCAAGAAAAUCCAAAUGCAUUAGAAGCACAAGAAACUUCUAAAACAGUAUCAAGCACAUUUCCUAUAAGGGUGAUAGUCCAUGGACAUCCUCCAAAUGAAAAUGCAAUGAAAGACGACAUGAUGGGAAAGCUUAUAAAUCUGCCUGAAUCAGUAGAAGAUCUUUUCAGAUUAGCAGAGAAAAAAUUUGGCAAAAGGGGAAGUACAAUUCUCAUGGCUGAUGGAUCAGAAGUGGAAGAAUUGAGUGCUUUAAGAGAAAAUGAUCACUUGUUUAUCUUUUGAAGACCAAGAUUAUAUUUAACCAAAUGUCAAUGUAGAUAAUCCUUUGCUAUGAGCAAGUGAUGAUUUCAACCAUCUUCCAAGUAUUUUUGCGCAUGAUAGAGUCAUAAUAGAUAACAAGGGGAAAAAUGGACGUUAAGCAUGAAAUGUGGUGAGAAUAACCUCUUAUGUAUAAACAUGUGUCAUGGAACUCAUGGUAUUUAUGAAAAUCAUAUAUUCCGUUAA
Quercus robur (English oak) is the source of this 2262-nucleotide messenger RNA. RefSeq names its product potassium channel KAT3. The record is from RefSeq and is a predicted model, not a curated record. Gene Ontology annotation, biological process: transmembrane transport; potassium ion transport. Gene Ontology annotation, molecular function: voltage-gated potassium channel activity. Bases 142 to 2040 code for a protein of 632 amino acids. The transcript is spliced from 13 exons. Gene Ontology annotation, cellular component: membrane. NCBI's taxonomy places the organism in Eukaryota, Viridiplantae, Streptophyta, Magnoliopsida, Fagales, Fagaceae.